Messenger RNA from Oncorhynchus mykiss (rainbow trout), 5007 nucleotides. RefSeq names its product PDZ and LIM domain 5a (gene pdlim5a). Gene Ontology annotation, biological process: heart development; actin cytoskeleton organization; muscle structure development. Gene Ontology annotation, molecular function: muscle alpha-actinin binding; actin binding. Lineage: Eukaryota; Metazoa; Chordata; Actinopteri; Salmoniformes; Salmonidae. The record is from RefSeq and is a predicted model, not a curated record. Gene Ontology annotation, cellular component: Z disc; filamentous actin; stress fiber.
UCGCCUCCCUCGCUGUUGAACUGAUUGUAAAGAGCGGAGUUCGUGGCAGAAGUCAAACUGGUCUAGGACGCCGAGGAAAGCCACAGGACCACAUUCCCAUUGAACUGGAGCAGACAGUAGUCGUGAACGACGGAGCCUGGACCGCGUGGUGAAGAGAUCUUGAAAGCCAGAGUUACGGGGUUAACAUACCAGUGGAAAUCCAUCCUUACCAGUGUUCUAGAACCAUGAGCAGUAACUACAGUGUGUCCCUGCUUGGCCCGGCCCCAUGGGGCUUCAGACUGCAGGGUGGAAAAGACUUCAACAUGCCACUCACCAUCUCCAGGCUCACGGAGCUGGGAAAGGCAGCCAAGGCACGUAUCGCAGUGGGUGAUGUGGUCCUGUCUAUUGAUGGCAUCAGUACUGAUGGAAUGAACCACCUGGAAGCUCAGAACAAGAUCAAGGCCUGCGCUGGCAACCUCAACCUCACCCUGCAAAGAGCCUCCACCGUCCCAAAACCUCCCGUGGCUCCGAAGCCAGCAAAUCCUGUGACAAAUGGACCACACAGCAUUCUGAAGACAACUCCACCUAAAAGGGUUCCUAGGAAGCCCAUUCUGGAGACAGACAUUGAGUUCUACCACGUGCCUUCUCAUGGAGACGCCAGCAAGAAGCGCCUGAUGGAAGACACAGAGGACUGGCGUCCCCGCAGUGGCACCACCCAGUCCCGCUCCUUCCGGAUCCUGGCCCAGAUUACUGGCACUGAACACCAGCAAGCACAGGAGAGCGAUGCGGAGAACAAGACAAACAGUUCCAUUUUGACACCACUAGAGGGCGAUGGUGUCCUAGGAGAGAUUCAAGCCAUUGGGUCGGAUUGGGAAGCUAGUGAUGUCCAUCACAAUGACGACUCCUCUGCUACAGACCAAAUACAUACGGCUCCUCUCUCACCUAUUCACAGCUCCUCUCCAGUACAGCCACUGACACAUCUUUCUCCUGUGUCUGCAGUACAGCCACUACUCUCCCCAAAGUCAGUGAGGUACGGGAAUCAUACCAAUCUACUCUAUCCCAGUGUCCUUAUCAGUGUAAAGUCUGCUGCCCCCUUUCCUGUGUUCUAUGGGUGCAGGCGAGAGCUCCUGUUGAACCCACUGGAGUUCCUCCCUCGAGGUGGUCCCUGCCCACCGGCCCUCACCCCUAGUGCACCGACUCUGGCUAUACGGUCCCAUUCUACUGUUAUUGGUUUACAGGCCAGAACCCCACACAGGUCACCUGAGGGGACGGUCUCUCAGUCCCUAUUGGAUGCCUUGCUCAUUACGCCUAUCACCACCCUCCCGCCCCUCCGCUUGAGGAAGAAGAAGCGUCGGAGUGUUAGUGCCUUACACCUGCCCAACAACAAGAGAGUCUCCUGGCACCAAUCAGUCACUGAUCUGGGUGACCCCAACCUCUCCUCUCCUGUCAAUGCUGUCUAUAUCUUUAGUGAGGAGGUGGAGGAGCCAGACACCAGUUCUCACAUGUUGUCUGCAGUCAAGACCAUGACCAAAGGACCUGCUGGCAGCCCCAGCAACUCCAUCACCUUUACCACCACUCAGGGUUCAGGUUUCCCUAAACCAGGCCUUCAGACAUGUUUUGGGGUGAGGGGGAACGGCACCACCAAUGUUCUCCCUAAGGGCCCUGUCCCAGAGAGGCCGGCCCCCCAGCCCCAUCCCAAAGACCAGGACACUCUGGUGCAGAUGGCCGAACACAUUCCUGCAGGGACACGCACACCCAUGUGUGGCCACUGCAACAUGGACAUCAGAGGCCCAUUCCUGGUGGCCAUGGGAAAGUCCUGGCACCCCGAGGAGUUUAACUGCGCCCACUGCCGGACCUCCCUGGCAGACAUUGGCUUCGUGGAGGAGCAAGGCUCGGUCUACUGUGAACACUGCUACGAGGACUUCUUCGCACCUUCCUGUAGCCGCUGUCAGAUGAAGAUCCUGGGGGAAGUGAUCAAUGCCCUGAAACAGACCUGGCACAUCCAUUGUUUCCUGUGUGCAUCGUGCCAGCAGCCCAUUAGGAACAACACCUUUCACCUGGAGGAUGGAGAGCCCUACUGUGAAAGAGACUAUUACUCCCUUUUUGGUACCGGUUGCCAUGGUUGCGAGUUCCCCAUAGAGGCAGGGGACAAGUUCUUGGAGGCUUUGGGCUUCACCUGGCAUGACACCUGUUUUGUGUGUGUGAUCUGCUGCACCACUCUGGAAGGUCAAGCCUUCUUCUCCAAAAUGGACAAGCCUCUGUGCAGGAAACAUGCACAUAGUGUGGUGAAAAUCUGAGCAAGGACAGGAGCAGAUGACGAGAGGAGAGCUGGAGGAAGAAGGAGCAGAUGGCGAGAGGAGAGCUGGAGGAAGAAGGAGCAGAUGGCGAGAGGAGAGCUGGAGGAAGAAGGAGCAGAUGGCGAGAGGAGAGCUGGAGGAAGCAGGCUUGGCUAGACGGGGAACUUAUGUUAUGACUGUUGAUGGUAUUUGGAUUAUCCCCAGAACUAAACACCUCAGUCAGGGAAAGUCCAGAAGAUCAGAGGGAUCUCCAUGGAUACAUCCCAAACGGUACCCUAUUCCCUAGGUAGUGCACUACUCUUGACCAGAGCAUGGUUGUAUCCAUGGAGAUCACUCUGAUCUUCUGGACUUUAUCUAACUGAGGUGUUUAGUUCUGGCGAUGAGGUGUUGUUUCCUGCUAUGUGUCAAGUAUGAUAGGGAAUAUGUAGUCAUAAUAAUCAUAUGUUGGGUGCUUAUAUUCCUAUUUCUAUUGUCUAUAAAUCUAUCCAUGUAUACUCACCCCCCCCCUUCAUAGGAGUAUUGUGCCAUUCUACCAUUCUUCUGUAUGCUGUAAUGAGCAAGAUGCCUCUCGUAAUGAGACUAGACUAAAACGAUACGUUUGUUUUGUUUUGAACGGCCAGAAUCAACGAUGUGUAUAUUUGACAUGUACAUCUCAAAGAAUACAGAGUUUUGAAAAGCGGUAGAGGGGAUAUCGUUAAAGCUAAACCAUGCUCAUGCCCAUGGUGCAUUCAACUGUUAGAAUUGGUCCCAGUUGAAAAAAUAAAUACAUGGAAUUUUCCUCCCCCCCCAAAAAAACAUCUGCUUUUAGAUGUGGUGGUUUGACUGUUUGAUAUCAUUUCUACCAACGUGAUAGAAUCUACAUUCAACUUAUUGUAUUACCGUUUCCAAAAGCCAAGUUGUUGUUGUUGUAGGCUACCCAUCAUACUGUACAUGAAGGGAUUUGAGAAAUAAUGAUUGUAAAAGAAGUAUAUUUUUGAAGGGCUGUUUGUAGCCUGAGUUCCAGUCUGUUUCUGCUAUCAUGCCAACUCCUUGUAACUCAUUGUCAUGUCAUGUCUCCCUUGACAAUAUAAUUGGCAAGAGCAAAAAAAAAACAGGCUAGCUGUUUCAUUGCCCUCGGAAAAUGGCUACACUGAGAGGAUGAGAGAGAACUGAAGAGUGAGGGGACAAAUCAAGACAUUUAUCUUAGUCUGUUUUUCCCUGAAGUCUCUUGCAGUGGAGGCUGCUGGGGGGGAGGACGGCUCAUAAUAAUGUCUGGAACGGAGUGAAUGGAAUGGAAUCAAACACAUGGAAACCACGGAAACCACGUGUUUGAUGUUGUUAUUACCUUUCCACCUAUUCCGCUCCAGCUAUUACCACGAGCCCAUCCUCAUCCAAUUAAAGUGCCACCAACCUCCUGUGGCCUCUUGGUAUUAAUCUAACUUCACUAUCACUCCGUCUCAACAUAAUUAAUAAUUGAAUCUUGUUGUUGUUGAUAUGGAUGAACGGUACAGAGGACAAGGAGUAAACCAAGUCACAUAAACCAAGUCAUUCUAUGGUGAUUAAAAAAAACAAAGUUUAUUUAGCUCUUGAUUUAUUAUAUAUCUUCUAUUUCACAGUUUGCUGUUAUUAAAAUGUCAGUCCAAAAGGUUAUAGUUGACUAUAGGUCUUGGUCCAUACUGUAAUUCUCACAUCCUGAAAUCCUGUCAUUGGUAAUGGAGUGUAACAACCCCCUUCUCUUUUGACCUCAGCGGUCUCAAUUAGCAUUGGAUUGAACUGUAUGGCCUGUCAUAUGGCAUACGUCACUGUUACAUGAAUGACUUAGCACCGCACAUCUUCUAACACUGGUUCUCACAGGGUUUAACGUUCACAUCGAGUGGCCUGUGUCGUGGAUACUGGCAGACACAACCUACUGUAGGCUACCGGAGUCGGCAUGUGUUAAAACCCAAGCCGCUGCCUUUCUGCCUCGCCAUCCGUACUUCAUUUCCUGUCUGUUCUUCACUAGUCUAUCUCAAUCAAAUUAUUUAAAAAAAUGAACUAAGGUAACUAAAAAAUAAGGUAAAUAACAUUCUAAUUAGGUUGUUACCCUUUUUGUGAAAAUCACAUGAGGAGGAUUACUGGUCCUGUCUUUGCAAAUCCUAUUGGUUAUCUUAACAUAUCAAUUAAGACCAUAUAUUUUAAUUAGAUUGAUGUGAAAAUAUUCCUGUAAAAGCAUAUUUAAAGGUGCAAUACGCACCUUUAAAUAUGCAAUUCCUGGUUGCAAAAAUGAUAAUAGUUCACCUAUGUGACAAAACAAGGUAUCAUAGUGUAGCGAGUCAUUGUACCAUCUAAACUGCUGUGAAAUAUAUUUUCUAUCACCAAACAGAGUGUAUUUUCUGCUGUUUGAAGCUGGUGUACAAAACUGAAAGUCAAAGAAGCAAAAAAAAAAAAAACAUAAGAAUGGUAAGCAUAGAAAUAGCGCACAUAGAAAACAUCCAACGCUUCUUAGACUUGUUUUCAAUGAGAAUGACAGAUCUAUAACUCACAUGUCUUUGUGAAUUUGGUUGGGUUGCCCCCCCAAAAAGGACAUAAUGCAUCUUUAAAAGCAUAGUGUAGUGGAAUCAUCUUCCUGUUCAUUGUUUUAACAAGAGUCAUGUAAUCACCACCAUGGCCUUCAAUGGGUUGUAUGUAUGUCUUCUGAAUAAAGAGAACCACAUAAUUCAAUGCAUAAUGAUGUAAUCUAAAUGAAAAAAAUAAACCCCCCCCUGAAAUUUGA